GGUAGUGCUGUAAUUUGUCUUCUUGGUGAGCCAGGAAGCAAAAAGCCUAGGGGAGGUGGUUUAGAGGUUGCACAAUUUCGGGAUGACUUUCAAAACGUUCUCGACAACUCCUUAGAAGAUGACAUUCCCUCGAAUAUUCUCGAAAUUGUUAAUGUAUAUAACGAUAAAUAUGAAUACCAUAUUGAAGACUAUGCCAAGAUAACUGGGCUAAAAAAUCGUCAAAUAAGCAGAGUUGCAAAAUAUAUUUGUGAAACCAUAUGUUAUAUGGAUUUAACGGAAGAUGACCCUCUUCUGUCCGGAAUAAUUGAUUUCCGUCAUAUUCCGGAACAAUUGAAGGCGCAUCUUAUUGAACGAGAUGAUAAUGCUCGAAUACCAGAAACAGCCUAUGAUAAUUCAAAAGAAAAGGACAUGUUUCGUGCAAUACGAACUCUAUUACAUAGAUUAAGUACUACUCGUAGACGUGAAGAUAAUGAUCCGAUUCAUGAAAGUACGUGGAAUCACCAGAUCAUUAAUCCAAUUGUUGAAUUUCUAACACAUGAUAUUGAACUAUUAAAUUAUCAAUGGGACACCGGCAAAGUAAUAUCCUCAUAUAGGAAUCUAUUUAAAAAAGAUUAUCAACACAUAGUGGAUGACCGAAUUCGGUUAAUGAAACUGGCAAAAACGUCUAUGACCAUAUAUUUAAAUUAUAAAAACGAAUUUGACGAUUCAUCGUUUCAAUCGGAAAUUAGCCAGUUUAUUUUACAAGCUCAUGACUCUACUCCCACUCCCUCUCUAUGUCGCGUUCUUACCCGUCAUAGCAAAGAAGCUCUAGUAGAAGUUGAAAGUGACAGCUCCAAGAAUCAAAUUAUUGAAAGAGCUGUCCAAAAAGAUGGGUUGGUCUCUAUCAAUUCACAGGAACGAUGA
This is a messenger RNA of Ambispora gerdemannii, 903 nucleotides long. NCBI's taxonomy places the organism in Eukaryota, Fungi, Glomeromycota, Glomeromycetes, Archaeosporales, Ambisporaceae. The record is from the annotation of a GenBank genome assembly.